GAACGUAAAUCUUUAGAUCAUACAGAGUAAAAGUGUUAUGAAUACGUAUGUAUCAGUACAAAUUACAGUGAAGCUACAAGUACAUGUGUUAUUUGUUUGAGUACCUGCUAUUUGCAACUUCUAGCAAACCCAUUUGUUCAUCAUCAGCAGAUCAUAAACAGAAAUAUGGAUUUGAAGAUUAUAAAAAAAGAUUUAUUAAAAUGAUUUAAUAACUCUUCGAAGCUCACGGAUAUAAAUCUUUUAAUGAAUCACUCAUGAGUUACACAUCUCUACUGAAUUUACUUCAAUUGAAAAUUAGAAUGAAUCAAGUAAAAUUACACUCACCCAUUUGUUAAAUUACAUUUCAUAGAAGUUAAAAAGUUUCAAAAUUUUUGUGGUAUUGUCUUUACCUGUAAAUCUAGGACGUUUAAAAUUUCGCUGGUAUUGUAAAUAUACUUUACCAAGAUAAAAGUGCUUUUAGGUACGAAUAUCAUUUUUGAGUUAAAUUAAUAUUUUUAAAAGUUAUAAUGAAUAACGAGGAAAAUAAAGACUUGGCGCACCGGCAGCAUGUUAAGUAUUUCAUGCGAUUUUUAAAUAUUUUACCUUCGUCAUUAUCGUCUCACGAUACAACCAGAGUAACAAUAGCCUAUUUUUCUGUGUGUGGUUUGGAUGUGCUAGGUACCAUAUCGUCGCUUUCAGUAGAACUAAGAAAUCGAAUAGUAGAAUGGAUCUACAUGCUUCAAGUCCAUCCAAAUAAAGAAAAUGGCGAUAUGUCCAUGUGUGGUUUCCAAGGCUCCUCCACAAUCAACGUUGAGCUGGGCCCCGAGAACAGCCAUUACAAAUGCGGCCAUCUUGCCAUGACGUAUACGGGACUUUGUAUGCUGUUAACUUUGGGCGAUGAUUUAUCUAGAGUAAACAGGAAAGCUUUGGUACAAGGUGUGAAGGCACUGCAGACGAAGGAAGGCAAUUUCUCGGCAACGCUCUCCGGCUGCGAGUCGGACAUGCGGUUCGUGUACUGCGCCGCUUGCAUCAGCUACAUACUGAACGACUGGUCAGGGUUCAACAUUGAGAAAGCUACGGAUUAUAUCCUUAAAUCUAUGAGUUAUGACUACGGCAUAGCCCAAUGUCCAGAAUUGGAAUCUCACGGCGGCACGACAUUCUGCGCGCUCGCCACGCUGGCGCUCACCGACCAACUCGACAAGUUGACCCACGAACAAACUGAGGGGUUGAAGCGAUGGCUGCUCUUCCGACAAAUCGACGGCUUCCAAGGCCGUCCCAACAAACCUGUCGAUACAUGUUACAGCUUCUGGGUCGGAGCGUCACUGAAGAUUCUAGACGCUUUACAAAUGACCAACUACGCUAAUAACAGGAGGUAUGUCUACGAAACGCAGGAUCAAGUCGUCGGAGGGUUUUCUAAGUGGCCAGACACUUGUACAGAUCCUAUGCACACUUAUUUGGGCCUUGCAGGUCUUAGUUUAAUAGGAGAAAACGGUCUUUUAGAAGUAGUCCCCACUUUAAAUAUCACGAAAAGGGCGUACGAACAUUUGAAAAAUUUGCAGGAACAAUGGGCGAAUGAGUCAUAGCUUAGAGACACAUGUGUGAACCUUGCCUUAUAACGGACGCUGCUUAUUUUUUUUUUAAUUGUAAGUUGUUAUCGCUGGCCAUUGUUAGCCGGGUGAUUUUUUUUAACAAUACAGUGAUUGUUGUGCUGCCUUUAAAAUGAUGAAUAGUAUUAUGAGUUCUUCUCGUUUUUUUUUUUUCAAAAUUAUUUCUAAGCAAUUGUUGCGCUAUAAUUUAAUUUGUAUAAAUUAAGAACUUUAAAAUUAUGAGGGUGUAGAACUUUUUAUAAACCUAAUGUCAGAUAUAAAAAUUAGUAUCGACUUUCCAUAAAUAAAAUUAUCAAUAAUUUCUGCGGAAUAACAAUAGGUAUUGCUACUUAUUUGUUAUUUUGUAGAUUUUUUAAAGUACACCAGUGACAUUGAUUGUAUUGAAUGAAAAGGAUCGCACUAAAGAAAAAAGAUUAUAUCUAAACUUGAUUACCCCUUAAUGCACGAAUUUACUCUUUAAAUUUUAUACAGGUUCUAAAUUGUAUGCAUUGAAGGCCGAUAAUAUUUUUUAUAUAUGUAUCAAUAUAUUUUACUUUUAUGUUUGAAAAAUUAGACUACUUACCACCCUCAAAAUAUUGUGUACGCUUGUUGGACGUUUUUUUCUGAGAUCAUUGGUUUUAUUCGAAAAGGUAUUAUUCAAAGAUUGUUAGUACUUAACUGCGUUUAUGAAUGAUAGGUGCUAAUUUUAUAUAACAAGGUACUCAGUACCGGAGAACAACGAUUUAUUGUGAAGUAUUCGAUUGGAAGUAUCGCACAUCGAAUAAUAAGAAUAAAUCCACAUUAAUAUUGUAAAUGCGAAAGUCUGUUGACAUUAUUGCUGUUUCAUAUAAUAUACUUAAAUAUAUGAUUUUGCGCAACGCAAGUUUAUGUUCGUGAACUACAAUCUGAAUAUAUACUUUUUACAUUCUGUGAUUACAUGUACAGUCAACGACAGAAAAACAUGGGCUGUACAUAUGUAAGUCGAUAUGCCAUAUUUCCCGUCGAAACUUAAUAAAAUAGUACAAUAUAGGAUAUCUCGCAUUGUGCCAUAUAUUUUACAAUGGCGAUGAAGCAUUUGUAGUUAGGCAUUUAUCAAAUUUUUCGCACAAUUAUUAAUGUUAAGGCAUUUUUAUUGAUGUAUUUUAGAACCACUGUCUAUAAUUUUUGCAUCGCGAAAAUAUACGAUUGUAUAUAUUUAUUGAUAUACGAUAUGUAAAAAAAGCAAUAUUAAAUUUUUCUAAAAAUAUGUAAUGUGACUGUGUAAUUUUUUUUAUGGCUGAGUAAACAAACAAUUGAAAAAAUCGAACAAUCAAUUCACCUGAGAGUUGUAUGAAUGGGUCGAUAUUACAGCCUAAAAAUAAAUAUUCACCCAUUAAACGUAAUUAUGGGACAAUAUUUAUUUUUAGACAAAAAAAUUAUGAGCACAAUAAUAUACGGGAUUAAUAACACUUAUUGCUAAGCUUCCCUUCUCUUAACAGAUAAGGAAAGAUCUCGUACGCGUCACUGUAAAAUGAGUCUAACUGCACAAGCCAUCAAAAUCAAAUUCCAAAAUGUUUAAACAUUAUUAUGGGUCAUUGAAUUUUUACUUUAUUUAGUAUUAUAGUAUUUAUUAUUAUUAUGCCAAGUAUUUAUUGGAGUUGCAAACUUGAGACACUAAAUAAACAUAUAUGAAGAAAAUUUAUUAAAGAUACCACUCAGGGUCAUUCUCCUAUAAUACAAUUUUGCGGUGCUUUCAGAGUCAUGUAUGAGUUAUCAAAUUUCCGAAAUGUUUUCAAAUUGUCGAGUCAGUUGCCAUUGCAAACGAUAAACCUUUUAAAAAUAAUCUCCAAUUGGUAUAAAAUUAGACACAUAUCCACCUGUAUGUGUAUUUUUUAUUUCUUUAUUGUAUUGUUUGUACACGUUUAUUUGUAUAUUUAUUGUUUUCUCUUUUAUUG
Messenger RNA from Amyelois transitella, 3499 nucleotides. RefSeq names its product geranylgeranyl transferase type-1 subunit beta (gene betaggt-I). Bases 507 to 1562 code for a protein of 351 amino acids. Gene Ontology annotation, biological process: protein geranylgeranylation. The transcript has 5 exons. Gene Ontology annotation, cellular component: CAAX-protein geranylgeranyltransferase complex. Lineage: Eukaryota; Metazoa; Arthropoda; Insecta; Lepidoptera; Pyralidae. The record is from RefSeq and is a predicted model, not a curated record. Gene Ontology annotation, molecular function: CAAX-protein geranylgeranyltransferase activity.